UUGGGAGAGACGCCCAUGCAUUGUGCUGCCUGGCACGGCUACGUUCCCAUUGUGCGCAUUUUCUGCGAGAACGGGGCCAUGCUCUCGCUGCAGAAUAAGGAAAAAGAAACCGCUCUGCAUUGCGCUGCUGUUCGGGGAAAUAUUGAUUGUGUCAGGAUUUUGCUAGAAAAUCAAGCACCACUGAAUGUCACUGACAAGCGAGGCAGCACUCCCCUACACCUGGCUUGUCAACGACAUAAUGCUGCCAUAGCUUUGCUCAUUUUGAAUGCUGGAUGUAAACUGGAUAUUAUUGACAAGGAGACGGGUGAGAGUGCCCUCCACUGUGCGGCCAGGGAGGGACUCCUGCACGUUGUCCAGACCUUGUGUUCUCUCGGGGCAGAUGUGGAUCAAGUCACAGAGGAUGGCUUGACUCCUCUGCACCUGGCUUGUAAGUCAGGACACAUAGAAAUAGCUCGGAGCUUACUGUUUGUAGGGGCCAAUCCAGAUGCUGUGAAUAAGGAUGGAGUAACCGGUGAAAUAAUGGCUUUGGCUCAAGGGUACACAAACAUCGCAGAGCUGUUGAACAGCGUCAAAGGGGAGAAACGGCUUGCCCUGAUCAGUCAGCUCAAACUGUCGCCACAGCCGAUACCUCGGGUCAAGUUGAAGCUGCUGGGCUCCACAGGGGUGGGGAAGUCCACGCUGGUGGAGUCUCUCAAGUGUGGCUUUCUGGGGAGUUUCUUCCGGAGACGAACCCACGCUCCUUCACCCUCAGUCAAGAGUAAAACGAGGAGCAGACUGUCUCGACAAUUCAGCCUCCCAACUCCUCUGAACUACACUGUGGGAAAUCCAUCCUACACAAAAGGCAUUGAUGUUCAAAAUAUAACAAUUUCAGGCACCGGUGAAUGGAGCAUAUGGGAUUUUUCAGGCUAUGAGCCGUACUAUAUGCUGUACGACCACUUUCUGGGGGAUGUCCACUGUGCGCACGUGGUCAUGUUUAACCUGCAGGACUCGCUGGACGAGCAGAUGGCUCAGGUCGUUUUCUGGCUGAACUUCCUCAAGGCUCGGAUCCACCCCAAGAUGCCCAUAGACCACUGCGGCAAACUCCAAAACACAGGCCAGGUGGUGCUGGUGGCCACUCACGCGGACAAAGCAACCACACCCACCCAGAAGAGCUCCAGCGGCAGCGGUCUUCACACCAGCGAGGACGCCCAGUACAUCCUGGAGAAGGUGCUGACCAUGUUCCAGUACGACCUGGACAUCUGCCCACAGGUGUACGUGAUGGACACACAGCUGCCCUCCUCUGUGGACAUGCGGGCUUUCAAGCACCAGCUGGGGAAGAUGAGAAAGAGUCUUUCGGAUAAAAUCCCCCGCUCUAACGGUUUCCUGUCAGCCGUGGUUGCCCAGCUGCCAGAGUGGCGCAAGGCUCUGGCGUCGUACCCUGUGCUGAGCUGGCCUCAGUUCUCAGAGCAUGUGCGGGGCUGUGUCAACCCACUGGCUAGCGAUGAAGAUGUCAAGCUGCUGGAUCGGCAGCUGCAGCUGAUGGGAGAGAUUGUUUAUUUGCAUAGCCACACGGACCUAGUGGUGGUCAGCCCCCGCUGGCUCGGGGUGGACGUCUUAGGCCACAUCAUGUCCCACGAGAGGAUCGCCCAGGCUCGCGUCAUCGGAUGUUUCUCAUUGGAUGAGUUCCAGUUGAUGUACCCCAGCACUGAUGCUCUUAGUUUACUUCAGGUUCUGGAAGCUCUCGAGAUGUGCACUCCGUGUGAGGUUGACGGAGAUGUGGAGUACGAGUUUCCCUGUCUCAACUUUGUGGAAGCUCUUGAGGGCCUGUGGCUGCGGGAUGAGAAACGGUUUCAGUCCCCGGUGUACGGAGGUGUACGCCUACACACCAGCUUCCAGUCCGGGGCACAGCUCAAGUACUUGUUUCCUCGUAUACAGGUGUGUCUCCGCCGUAGCAUACUGUCAGGAGACGAGGAGCAAGAGGAGGAGGGAGAUAGCAGCGGCGACGAGGAACACAGGGUGAAGGAGGAGCAGAAGGACGCAGACCUGUACCAGUGGCACCACGGCUCCAAGUACUGCUGUGCCCGACUGGAGGGCAUCAUCGACAUGGACCGCAAUGAACAGUUUCUGGAAAUCAAAGUUCGUGGUCCAGAGGGAGAGCGGGCGAACCUGUAUUACUUUCUAGAAGACUUUGUGAACAUUGUGGAGCAGGUGGUGGAGAACGUGUGUCCAGGACUCUGUGUGGAGAGGUACACGCUCAGCCCCUCACAGCUCAGUGAGCACGGCAAGGUCGUUCGGUCGUAUUCGCCGACGGAGCUCCUUCGCAUGCAGUUGGAGAAUCGCUCGUCCGUUGUUCUCAGUGGGAAUCUGAAGGAAGAUUUCAUCGAUAUUGCGUGCCUGGGCUCAGAAGAAAUCCUAGAGACAGUGACACUGGGUAUGGAUCUGCCCAUCUCACAUCUGACUGUCCACACUCAGAGGCUGCUCAGUUUGCUGCUGGAUCCUCCUGAGGCAAUGGGCAAGGACUGGUGUCUUCUGGCCGUCUCGCUGGGACUCAGUGACGCCUUGCCCUCUUUGGAGGCAACAGAGGAGACAGGGGAGGGAACUUGUGUCAGUCAGACACAGAAGGUGCUAAGUGAAUGGACCAGACGACACAAUGAUGCCUCCAUAAGACAGCUUGUGUAUAAGCUGAAAGAAAUUAGUCGUUUGGAUGCAGUAGAAGCGAUAUUAAGGACAGGACCACCCUUCAAGGUGUUAUCCUUUGAAGACCAAAUGACUGAUAGCACAGGAACACAUGGGACAAAUGCCUCCACCAACACCUUAUCAAACUUGUCCAGAUGACAAACGUAAAGGAGACCAUUCUUACAACUGAACGAGUGUCCAACUUCAAAGUGUCAAGAUGUGCUGCUGUUUCGCUGAAACUCUUGUUGCCUCUCCUGUGCCUUUUUUUGGAUAUCGUUGGCUUAGGUACAUACAGCUUGGAGUAACUGAUUUGCGUCCUUGAUUAUUUUAGCCAAAUGACUGGAUUCUGUCAUGUUCUUUUGUUUAGUAUUUUCUUUCCAACUGUAUCUGAGGGAAGUGUAUAGGUACCAGUCAUUGAAAGUUGUUUUUACGGUUAUCUCUAAUCAGUUUUGUCCUGAAAGAAUUACAAGGAGUAGAUAAAAACUGUGGAAUGAGAUGUUCCGGAUUCAGUAGUGACAGUGCCUCUCCCGAUGUGGGGAGGGUUGCAGUCAGAUAAGUACACCCUACUAGUAGGUGACAUUGUCUUGCAUGUCUUGGCUAUGAUAAGUCUUUCUACUAUGUCAUAUGGACUUUUGUUCACACUUGUAUCAGUAAAUUGGGGGGAUUUUUCUUGAACUUUGGCAGGUGCUAUGUUGGGGGUUAGUGGUAUAACGUUACCCUCUGUGGAACUGGAUGGUCUUUUUGCUUUGCUUUACCUGUCUCCUGAUGGGCUGUCGUCUUUAUUCUGUGUUGGGAGGAUAUCCUGUCUGCUUUGUCUCUCUCGUAUUCAAAAUUGACGUCCCGAUACUGAAAUUGAACAGCAUUUGAUGCAGAAUUACUCUUUUGAGGAUUGUCUUUUUUGUUCUAAAAUCCUGAAACCUUUCUUCAGCUUGUGAUAUUUGGGGAACAGAAAUUAGAUUAUGAUAUAUGUCUAUACGGCACGGAGCAGCUGGUUUUCAGGGUGUAUAGCAUGCAUCAACAGCACAAGGAGCUGAUUAGGAGGGUGUUUCCAGUGUGUUAAACAAUGAGAAAGAGAAUAUAUAUAUAUAAAUAUUUAUACAUAUAUAUGAUGCAUCCGGCACAGUGGUAGGGAUAUGUCGCCAUUUGAUGUGGCUUUCCCUUCAAACUAUAAAUAGAUGUGUGGUCUCUCUCAACUUCAACCUUCUUCGGGGACUGAAAAAGAAGCUGUCUUCUGUGAUUUGCAAAUCUUCUGCUUCUGUUUUUUUGCUGUGUCUGUUGCUCAAGUGGUGGGUGUCCUAUGUCAAACAAGCUAUGAAUUACAUAGUCUACAAUCAUCAUUUAAACACACCCCCCCUAACUGGUGAAGGGACCAUCCCAUAUUAUCUGUAUGUUGAGUUAAUAUAUGGAUCCGUCUUUCUUAUUUUCAUAAAAAGUCUCAAAUAUCCGCUGUCAAAAGAUGAUUCAUUUCAUCCCUCAUCAUUUUGUACAUAUGCGUAAAAUAUGCUCUGAUAGUAAGAAAAUGAUUUGACCAUAGUACUUGAUAGUGCUAUCAGCACUGCUUUGGGAUUUAGAUAUAGUUUUGUGAGCAUCACUUGUUGUUUUUUUUAACGGUAGUUUUAAUUAAGAAAUAAUGUUUACUAGGCAACCUUUGUCAGGUUUAUUUUGUAUUGUGCAUGUCAACACCUUUAUGUCACAUUCUUGACUACCGUCUUUGUGCUUGUGAUUGAUACCUCCUUGUUCAAAGUGUUAUCUGAUAGUGAGAUAAGUAGUGAAGAAAUGAAUGAGCCCCUCAAAUUCUGUAACAGUAAGAGCCAGUGGAGAGGUCUGUUUAUCCGUAACACAAAGCAAGUGUGCAAAUAGUGGGAGCGGCAGUGUUUGAACCUAUGCAAUUUAUCAGUACAUCACUGUUGGAAAUGUUGUUUUAAAUAACAAUAAUAGAAUGUUACUGUUGUUUUUAAUCUUCCUUUUGUCUUCUUGAACUCAGGCCAUGCUUUUUAAAAAGGCAGAAAAUGGCAAAUGUAGGUUUAGAUUUUUGGGGGGUUGAGUUUUUAACAUCAGUAUUUAGCCUCUAGGAAAUGAAGCCUUUUUAUUGCUUAUGCAAAUACUCUGUAUUAUUUUCAUUAGCCUUGCUGAAUAUUGUCCAAGAGAGUAUUGUAUCUAAGGUUUUGACUCUUAAAUUACAUUGAUCGUUUUUACCCCGUUACCCCUUUAUUUCUCCAAUGUAAUUAUGUAAUAUAUAUCUUUCUCAUUAACAAAAUGUGUGUACAGAAAGUGUGUACAUACAAGCCCCACCCAUGUACAAUUCACUGCAUUGUCAUGUCAGUGAUGCAGUGUUGUCCUUGCUUGGUUUGAAGUAUGUGUGGGGUUAUUUAUCCUGGAGCUGGUGUCCUUCCCGUCGCCAUUCUUUGUUUGAACAUAAUAAAUUACAUCUGCCUUGUACAGACUAACUUAACUGGAUUGCCUGACUACAACCCAAACCGACUAUGGUCUGUGGUGAACCUGACCUAUGCACAUGAUUUCAUCUGAUGACUUAACUGCCUCCACUUUAUCUUGUACUUUAUAUAUGACCAAAGUCUCUCUCUUUGAUUUGAACAUAUGAGUCUCUUGAACAUGUAGAUUAUUUAUUGUAUCUUUUGUACAUGUUUGUAUUUAUUAUAAGUGCUAAGGAGGGCAAGGUGACUGUCUGCGAAGUGUUGUACAUUGUCAUCUCAUGUGAAGGUGAAAGGUAAAAUGUUUUGUCAUGACAUAUUUAUGGUGCUUGACUUGCCUAGCCUUUGCACUUUUGACGCAAUUACCUGUGAGUUUGACGUCUUUAUAACCAACAUGUGCUCAGUUGCCUACUUCAGUGGGUUCUUUCUGAGCAUUUGUUCGAAAAAACCCAAACAUUUUGGGGCAAAAAAGUCUUUGGGUGUAAUCCUGAAUACUUUUUCCUCCUUGUGAAUGAGUGUCUCACCCACCUACAUGGCCACUUGCCACAAGCCAUGACCACAACCACUAUUUCUCACGAUGAAAUCCAUUACAUUAGUAUCUCACAAAGCCACGCUUUACGCAAAAAGUGAUGGAGAGUCUUUUUGCAACAGUGUAAAACCCUAGCUCCAUCCAUACUAUGGGAUAUGGCUGUAAAGUCACCAUAAGAAUUUUCAAUUAGCAAAAUAAAUGGCACAUCAGUUUAUGAGAAGGAAAACAAGCUUUAACUGUUUUUGAUAGUUCCCAACAGUUUGCUUGAAUGAAUUACCUGGUGCUAUGAAAGCACUUUUUGCCUUUUAUAGAACCUAGCCUAUCUUUUAGACACCAAACUCCUUUCUCAAGGUGAAAUGGUUGUAGUUAAGGUUUGGAAUUAUUGACAACACUUUAAAUGGAGACAUGGUACUGAAUUACGUAAAACAAUAAAGAUGCAAGUUGUGCCAAAAUUUCAGUGAGACUCAAGAGCAAGAAGAAUUAACUGUGAUGUUACUUUGUGUAUUAUAUUUUAGCUUUUUAUUUUAAGCUUCCUACUGAAAUGGCACCGUGAGCUACCUGAAUGUGGGAGGGGGUGGGGUGUUGUUGAUACACUACAGAGUAAGCAAUAUAAACUGAGGGGCACAAAAAUCGGUAAUGUGGUAAAAUUCAAACUUGAGAGUAUUAAAGAGUAGAAACUUAAGGUACAUUCCAAAACUAGAUCUACGUAGUUUUUGUCGUACAGCGACCACAUGACACCAUUCCCUCUUUAUACACAUGGAGACGUUUAUUAGUCUGCAUAUCUUCACAAUCGUUAAAUAUACUAGACCAUGUUUCCAUCAUUCACUAGUUUAUCUAACCUAAGGAACAUGAAUGUGCGUUUGUGACAAAUAUUUGUUCAUCAUCCAAGACCCUACAAAUUGUAACAGGUAACAACACAAAAUGGACAUUAGUAGUGGACUUAGUUCUCAUAAAUUAGUUAUGAAAGACAGCAAGAGCUGAAAUCGUAGAUCAUUUCUUUUUACAGAAUACUGAGACAGGAUUACUGAAGUGUGCAAACUUGACUCAGAAUUGUCCUCUUUUUUUUAUGGAAGAAUCAUCAUUUGAGUGAUUCACCUUCUUCAUGUAGAGGGAAUUCAUGUUAAAAGAAAUUUCCUUAACUUUCUAUUGUCAGAGGUAACCCCAACGUAUUCUAUCUGGGAAACCCAUCAACCAGAAAAAGUCCAAAAAGCUUUCAUUUCAAGUUUCCCCUCUCCUUCAAGCGUAAUUCUCAAGCUAGUAUGAUGUACACUAGAGUGUGUUGGUUGACAAACUGGAAGAAGUGGAGGAAAGUUGAAGUUUUUAGAAUGAGAUUGGCUUUCAAGCUUUUUGAGCGUUUAUUUCUAGAAUAUUUGGAGGAAACCAGACAGAUUUUUAGUUCAAUCUUCAAUUGACCAAAUUGAGUAAACAUUUCCUUUUAUAGAUACAAUAGGAGCAUUGAUCUAGUAUGAAAACUUUCUCGAGAUGACCGAAUUUUUGCAAACUUAAUUUUGAAAUUAUAUCUUUGUCAGGUGCCUCAAGGUAUACAUGCCACACAGUCUUAUCAGAACAUUUUUUAUGGCAUGUCAUAUAUUAUAAGACUGGGGGUUUUUUGCAGAUGGUUGCAAACUCAACACGCGGGUAUGAAAGUUUUUGGUAUGAAGUUUGUGCUGUUAAAAUUGUUCUUAUCCUUCUAGAAUAGUUCCAGAAAAAUAAUUGUGUUACUGAUCCAUUCUCUGCCUGAUGGAGCUUUAUGCUUCAACACACUCCACAACAAAAACACAAGAAGAUUUAGGAAAAUGUCCAGCAUUGCAUUGGGAUUUGUCUUUGACUCUACUCAAUGUUUGUGAAUUUUUACUUCCAAUUUUUGUGACGUAACUCUUGACUUAUUAACUCACAGUCUUUACUUGACUGGAAAAAUGAUGAAACCUCUCAGUAAUAUCAGUAGUUGGACCUAUGAUGGCUUCUAGAGUAGUGCAGCGGCAUGUGGGUGAAGCAAAAUUAGGUUUUAUUCUCUUGUCUGUCAUUUUCCUGUGAAUAUUCAUGGUCUUUAAUAGAUGAGUCAUAUCAGGUGGAUUUAGGAAAAUACAAUGAUAUUAAUAUUUAGAAAAUCUAAUAUGCACUGUAAAGGUUUGUUUGCUUUCUGCACAGACAAAACUAAUGUAAUUAUAUUUCUCUUUAAAAAAAACCAAAAAAACUCUUACACUUAAAGCCAAGGGUAAGAAUAUGAAAUGGCCAGAAAAUACACAUUUUGUUAACAUCAAAGAAUAGUUUUGACAGACUAUACAGAUAACCUAAAAUUAUACCUCAUGACAUGACAAUGGAUUAACUCUAGAGGUUUGUUUUAACUUGUACUGCAUUACUUUAUUGCAAUUUGUUUUACUACUUCUUUACAACAUGACUGGUAUUCAUCUGUCUAUUUUUUAUGAAUUGUGCUAUUUGAAUUGUCUUUCUUGAGAAUUUCUUGACUUCUUGCCACUCUCAGAUAUUCUAUUUCUUUGUUAACAGUAGGCUACUGUGGUCUGAGCAUUACUGUUUUGCUGCUGAAUCAAUGUCUGUUCUCACAUUUGAAGGUGAAGAAAAUAUCUUCAGUUUACUUUACAUCAGUCUUCCAGUCACUUCAGUGCUCAAAUUACGCUUUGCUGCAAGUCUUUGGGAUUUUUUAAUGCUUGGUUUACUCUUUCCAUUUCAUUACGCUCUUGUUGAUGGCCAAUAAUGGGGGGGGGAUGUCCGUUCCGUGUGUUGACUUUGUCUUGGGCACCAUGGGUUUAACUCAUUUGAGCCUAUUUCCGUGUAUUUACAGGAUACGCUUUAUCAAUCGAUAUCUCGGGUGUUUUUCAUUUACAAGCUAUUGGAAGCACUGAACCAAUAGCUGACCCUCUUGUUUUGUUUCAUUAAUAAUUUUUUUGAAGUUAUGCGCUACACUUUUUGAACAGUAAUGGACUAAGCCAGUCACCCCCGCAUUGUGACAGAUGAUUUUAUUAUAAAUUGGGCACUAAAAAACUGUGUAACCCAUAGACAUUACUAUUUCAAAAUAGUGAUAAAAUAAAAACUAUUCAGACAAAUCAGAUGCAGUUUUCUUUUUUUUUGGUUAGAGUAUUUCUUCCUUUCUUUUGUUGCUUUUUAAAAAUUAUGAUAGCUUUCACAGUAUUUUUGUGGUUAAUGAUUCAAUAUACCCCGAAACUGUCAGGCUGUAAUGGUUGUUGGGUGAAAAAUAGCUCAGGCUCAAGUGAGUUAAUACUUCAAUGAUGACUCUAUCCUACAUGCAAAAAUAGUUUUGCCCUGCAGCUAUACGUGAUAUCAUAUUCCCUUCUUUUUAAGUCGGAAAACAGCUGACAAAUUCAUGAUCGUCUUGAUCAUAAUCUCCUCUAGCGUCAUCUCCACAAGUCUUAUUUUAUCGCAUAAUCUUGACUUGUUCCACAGUUAGGGUAACAAUAAUUGCUAGUGAUGGUGCUUGUGUUCGACUUGCAUAUAAGUAGAGAGAAAAGGCAGUGCUUUUCCAUUCACAUGUAGCUCUGGCACCUCUGAGCGAGCACUGCUUGGCCUUCACAUGCAAAAGACAUGGGUUUGAUUCUUAUGUCGGAGAAUUUCUUUUUUUAGGAUAUCGUGAUCUUUCCGCUAGUAUUAUGUAUCCCUCUCAGCCCCAGUUGGCCCUUGUGGGCAGUGUUUAAUUAAAAUUUUCAGUCUCCCAACUAUCUGGUCCCCCUGUCUCUCAUGUACUCAUCAUUAGUUCCGAGGUCCGUAGCGCUUUUCUACAUCAUAGUGCAGGUUGGCUAAAUAAAUAAUUGUCCGAAAAUGAGUAGCAGAGUAGGCAUUCUCAAUUUUUCUCACCUUUUAACAUUGCCUCUGAGAUCAUUGACAUUUCUAUGCAGUCAAUUGUACUGCUCAGGACGGUUUGUUUGACAUGACUUACCAAAUGAUACAUGUAUGCAUGUGUGAACGUUAAGGACAGUUUUUUUGUUUGUUUGUUGUUUUAGGAGUUUAUAUGGCUCCUCGACUUCAUUGUUGGUCUUAUCAGAGUUGGUAUUUUAAUGGGUUGUAAAUUAAAUGUUUAUAAAAAGGCUUUUAACCUUCACUAUAACCUACCAUCUUAGGUUGCCUUCAUGAUUUUGUUAUCAUACAUUUUGUUUUAUACAUUCUUUUGUACCUUAAAUUUUGUUUUGUUUUUGCCUCAACCACAUAUGUUGCAAUGAUCGUCUGAUCGUCAUUUCCUUUCAGAUCAACCUUUUAUUUUUGUACAGCUGAACAUUUGUUUUCUCGUCAGAUCUGACAUUUGAGCUAUUCAUAAAAUAAACCUUGCCACAAUAUGAA
Aplysia californica (California sea hare) is the source of this 9921-nucleotide messenger RNA. RefSeq names its product death-associated protein kinase dapk-1. Gene Ontology annotation, molecular function: protein binding. Gene Ontology annotation, biological process: signal transduction. NCBI's taxonomy places the organism in Eukaryota, Metazoa, Mollusca, Gastropoda, Aplysiida, Aplysiidae. The record is from RefSeq and is a predicted model, not a curated record.